Messenger RNA from Closterium sp. NIES-67, 899 nucleotides. The record is from the annotation of a GenBank genome assembly. Lineage: Eukaryota; Viridiplantae; Streptophyta; Zygnematophyceae; Desmidiales; Closteriaceae.
CUUCUAGGCGUUUCUUGCGCUCGCCAAUCGGAGCCAUGGCAUGGCUCUUCUAAAGGUUCCUGUCCAGCUUUCACAGGAGGCUUCUAGACCGGAUCAAGUCUCGCUGCUUCGAGUGUCUAGAUGUCACGAGGAAACUCUAGAGUCAUGGUUCUCGAAACACAAGUAGCUGGGCAGCGAACCGCCUUCUCAAACAUAGUAGCCUUUAUUCGUUUAAAGAAACAUUCAACGGAAUGGCGCUCACACCGUUUUCGAACGAUCCGCUGCUCAACUCCCUCUUCCGGCUGUCGCAUAUUCCAGACGAGUUCAGCACACUCUUCGAUGCUCCCACUUCAAGAUUCGUGAAGGACAGCCACGCCAUGGCGUCAACUGCCGUCGACGUGAAAGAGACUCCCGAGGCCUUCAAGUUCAUCGCGGACCUACCUGGCCUGAAGAAGGAAGAGGUUAGGGUUCAAGUGGAAGGCAAGAAUCUGCUGACCAUCAGCGGCGAGCGGUCUCGCGAAGUUAAGGACGAGACGGAGAAGUAUCACCGUGUGGAGCGGAGCACUGGGAAGUUCCUGAGGCGAUUCCGCCUGCCUGACAACGUGGAGGUGGAUAAGAUCGCUGCGAGCACUGAAAACGGUGUGCUCACCGUGACGGUGCCCAAGUUCAAGCCACCAGAGCCGAAGAAGCCGGCCGUUGUGGAUAUUCCCAUCAACUAAAGGAGCCAGCAACCAUUGUUGUCUGCCUGCUUGGGCCCAUGUUGUACAGCAAAGCUUGUUCCUGAGUAGUCAAAAGCUGGAAGAAAAAUACCCGUUUGUGCAUUGUUAGAAAAUCUUCCAUUCCAUGUCACCUGUUGAUACGCGUGUCCUACUACUGUAUGUCCAUCGAAAUAGCCAAGUUGUAAUGCCUCCUACCAGUAU